GUUGAAUGGAAGGCAGGGAGAGCCUCAUUCUGUGUCCGACUUUGGAAGCGGUAGCAUCGGGUUAGAAAAUUUACAAAUUAUUUAUUUUUCCAAUAAAAAAAAAAAAAAAGCAGAGAUAUUUGUAAUACAAUUUUUAUAAUGAGUGGUGAGCCGACAAAUAAAAUUUCCGGAUUUUCAGAUCUGGAGAAAAUGGACAAGGACCUGCAGGCUGCUAUGGAGGUGGAGCCGAAAAACCUGGACCUGGAGGAAAUCGGGAAGCAGAUCCUGGAGCAGCCGAUUGAGAAACAGGAAAUAGAGGCCAUGGAGAAGGUGGAGAUCUUGCCCAUGGAGGAGGACUUCAAGCUUUCAGAGGAUGAUCAGCUUUUUAGUGAGCCAGAGAUACUUUUCGAAGAGGAACCCCCGAUUGGCAAGGCCGAGAUGCCAGAAGCUCCAAAGCCAUCCAAAGACGGGCCGAAGAGGAGUCGCUACUGUCCCUGUUCCAUGCCCGCUGACGAGGAGAUUGCUGCCAUGAGCGAGGACGAGUUAUUGGACUUCCUCAUCGAUGUGGUGGUGUUCUUCCCGGAGGAUAUGCGCCGCCACCUCCUUCCGUACGCCCUGGAGAACCUCAAGAGCCUCAGCAGCCGCAUCCUGCUGAAGCUCAUCCGCCACAUGAUGGAGGACUGUGCGCCGGAGGGGAAGCUGACCAUUCUGUGCAAUCUGGGGCACUGCCGCCGCAAGACCAAGAGCUGCAAUCGCAUGUACAAGGUGAACCAGAGGCGCCAGCAGCUGGCCAACCAGCCGGUGUUCGGACCCUCUGGCUCUUCAAACGGCAAUCUGGUGACCAUCAACGCCUCCGGCGACCGCGUGGAAGUACCCAUCCCGAGGAAAGUGGCCAAGAGUGUCACCUACAGUGCCCAGACCUGCGCCAAAAUAUGCGCCAUCAACUGCGCCAGGGUCUUCAUCGAGGCCCUUGAGAACAACACCCUCAUGCUGUCACCCCCGAAUCUUCCGAACAUGACGGCCAAGAAUAUCGCCGCCCUGUCCUCCCAGAUUGUCGCCAGACUGGUGGCUCCCAAGGGCGCCAAAAGUGGAGCCGAAGGCCCGGACGAAAGCGAGGCUGAGAAGAUGAUCAAAAUAACUGCCGAGGAUGUGGCCGUGGUCUCUGCGGAUCUACUGUCCCAGCUGGGCAUCAACAUACCCACCAACAACCUCAAGUCUAUGGAUAUAACCGACGAAGGUGUCAACAGGAUUACCUCCCAGCUGAUCGCCAAACUGGAGGCUCUAGUCGCCCAUAAUGGGGCUACCAAGAAUGGCGCCAAACAUAGUGCGUCGAGUGCCGCCCUAGAUGGCGCCACAAUUUCCCCAAAUGGUGGUGGAAUCGAUGGAGGCACUCCUUCCAAUGGCGGUGCAAAAUUGAGUAACGGUGUGGGCAGUUCCAGCGGCAAUGGCGAUGGGACAUUGCCCAACACCGAUCAUUCCGCUUUCAACACUGGAGAAAGUCCAGCCAUUUCGUAUCCCCAAUUGUCAGAAGAAGAAGCAGAUAGGAUCUCGGCCGCCAUCACAGCGAAAAUCACAGGCCAGGAUUCUGUGAAACUAAGCGCCCGACUAAGUGCCCGUCAAACAGCCAAGUACUUUGGCACUACUACCGUUGAAAUAGCUGCCCUAAAUACCUCUGCCGAGACUCAGGCCGCCAACUAUGCCGCCAAAGUGGCAUCGCAAUCGUCCUUCGACGUCCACCACAUUCCCAAGAUAACGGCAAUGGUGUCCGCUCGCAAGGCCGUCACUAUGGCCAAACUGCACUGGAAGAAAUACGGCGACAGAAGCGGGCUAUUGGCCAAUUUGGAGAAGCGGAAUCCGAUGCCGAGGCCGCGCAAGAUCAUCAGCACGUUGAUCGGAGGGAUGCAGUUCCGCAAGCGCCCCCACCUGGAGGCCGUCCGCCGGGUCACGCAGGGUUGUGUGCCACAUCGCAUGGAGAAGCUGGCCGUCACCAAGGUCGUCUACGAGGUCGAGGACGUCGCCGACUAUAUCUUUGACGAAUUGUGCCCAUAGAAGCCGUCCAAGAAAUGCCAAUAAAUGAAUGGCCAUUCAGCUCAUUAA
This is a messenger RNA of Drosophila ananassae, 2076 nucleotides long. RefSeq lists its product as uncharacterized. The record is from RefSeq and is a predicted model, not a curated record. The transcript is spliced from 3 exons. The coding region runs from base 139 to 2028 and encodes 629 amino acids. NCBI's taxonomy places the organism in Eukaryota, Metazoa, Arthropoda, Insecta, Diptera, Drosophilidae.